Varroa destructor (honeybee mite) is the source of this 5882-nucleotide messenger RNA. Its product is annotated as ankyrin repeat and BTB/POZ domain-containing protein 2. NCBI's taxonomy places the organism in Eukaryota, Metazoa, Arthropoda, Arachnida, Mesostigmata, Varroidae. The record is from RefSeq and is a predicted model, not a curated record. Gene Ontology annotation, molecular function: protein heterodimerization activity.
UAAAGGCAUCGCUGGUGAUAAGUACCAGCCGCCAAAGACAAUGUAAAACCGGCCACAACCAAUCGAAGCUCGCCGAUCAUAACGAAUAACAACAACAAUAACAUUAGUAUUAGAACACCAAGCGAAAGCCCCAGGCCGGCAUCAAGACUAGGCCGGGUUGAAGGAGUAAAGGUGACUGCUUCUGCAGUAAAAGCGUAAGCAAAGGCUUCCAAUGCAGAGCGCCUCGGUAUUCGUGCCCGAUAUUCAGAAGCGAACGCCCCGAGUGCAGAUACUUACUAAACACGGAUAUUGUCUUCAACAAUAGUAUACCAAACAUAUGUGUGCCAUGUGCUUCGCAGUUAUGAGUGUGAUGAUUAUCAUCGUCCGUCAAUUAGCCCUGAUCAAGUGAAAAUCAGAGACUUCAUACAAAACAUAUUUAGGGCAAUUGGAAAAUUGCCGGAUAUGACCAGUGCAUUUUUUGUUUCUAGUUCUUUGGAAAAUUAAAGUAUUUGUCCGUAGGGGUUCGUUAUGAUCGCACACCCACGAGGACCAAGUAACCUGGGGGGUUUGACCGGAUCCAUAAGUGAAAUUUAAUUUUUCACGGCAAUAUCUCAAGCGGUUCAAAGCCGAGCAUCUUCUUGCAAAACACAUUGUAUUCUAUAAACAAAAGUAGAGUUAGUAGCGGUUGAUAGAUUGUGCAGUUAGACAUCCCGACCUGGUCGAACGCCCGAGUUCCAAACUCAAAGCCACGGACUCGUCUGCAUUUCGUUGGUGCUUUUCCCGAGCUUUUUUAUUUUUGGUUAGAAAGAAUAAACAGUAUAAAACAUCCUCUUGGGCCAUCUGUGCCCGACCUUGGCCUCUGCCCCGGGUGUACCCCUUUGGGCGUUUUAGAGCGGAGAGUUGAAGAAGACACGCGCUAGCCCACAUCUGGCAGCCGAAUCAGCAACAACGACAACCAUCCCACUUCCUGAGAGACCGCAAAAACGAAUCCAUUUUAAUUUGCGACAGCGUAUACAAAUCUUCUCGCGAAUGAAUCGGAGUGAAGGAAAAUUUGAAGAUCAUUGCUGACGCCUUCACAAGAAAUUACUAACAGCAACAAUAGCUGAAGCAAGAGCUGUUACCAGUUUGCAUGUACGAAGCAUUCUAUAUUAGUGUGUGAAAGUGUUGUCCAAGUUGUUUGAAACGUGUUGGCGUUAAAAAACCUUUACCAUCAAGCCAACUGUUUAACGGCCACCUGGACUCAUAUAGCAUUACACAUCUGUAAUAUGUUGAAUUUCGUGAUGGUAACGCAAACGAAGCUACUUAUUGGCAUUGAUUCAUGUCAUUAAGGAUCGCAAACCUAAUCGUUGGAAUACGCACUGAAGAUUCUUUGCCUCCGCUCCUAUGGUGUCCUGGAGUGGUGGACUUUGACCAAGAAAAAAAAGGAACAGUGAAUGCAGAAUGUUUGGUAGUGGUAGGCAGCAGCCGGAAAUUCAAACAAUCGACGGAGCCGAUUGAGAUAGCGAGGGCAUCGUUCGGAUUGCUGAAUCUGGAAUUGUCUUCACUUCUGGCCGUUUAGACUCUACUGGCUAAAAUGGCAACCGAGUUGCAUCCAGUUCCCGAGUUCUCGACAUUCGCCGCCCACGUACCUGACAUCAUCCGGCCAAAACCGCGUAGGCUAAGCGAUGUCCGACAGAGUCACGGUCCAAUGGCAUUCAUCGUCGUCGGAGGUGAUCGGUGUGUCGUGCCAGCAUCUCAGAUUCGAGCCCCCGGCGACGGAGCUGCUCCGGGAUCUACAAGCACAGCCAGCAGCUCACAGUUUCCUGAGCUGAACUGCGCUGACCUGGAAAACGACGUGUUCCGGGAGGACACCGCCACCGAUGACAUGGUCGAAUGCACUCCCCUAAAGUCGCAACGGCCUCUACAGAGAAAUCUUGCUGGAGGGUCAGCACCCGCACUUCACCGACCUCGCCCACGUUCAACGAGUCGUCCUCGACCUCAUACGCCGCAUGCAGGCGCCUCCACAGGAUCGGCAACACCCUCUUCAUGUUCGUCAUCAACGCGUUAUUCGCCAUCGAACGGACGGCAGAGACGCACUCCCGUUUCUGGCAGCAGAAACAGCAACACAGCCUGUGGGAGCCUCGUAGCUAAUCGUGAGAAAUUUGCUGGCUUGGAGGUUAUCAGUGGCUGUAAAAAUGGUAGCGUUGGCAUGUACACAGCACGUGCAGGCGUAGCUGGUGACGGUGCAGAUUUCGAGACAGGCGGCAAUCAAGAAACUAGCCCAUCUGAAGAUUAUGAUGUGUAUGAUAUAGACGUAACAAAAAUGCUUGUUAGUGUGGAGAGAAGAGCUGGCGGGAGCAGUAGCUUGAGUAACUCUGACUCGCUGAGCUCGACCGAAAAGGGUGAAGUACGACGCCGAUCUCUGCCGCAACGGAUGAAACAACGCAGAAGAAACAUACUCAGCUUUCCGCAAUCUCUUGAUCUUUUAUUGCAACAACAACAACAACAACAACAGCAACAACAGCAGCAGCAGCAGCAGCAGCAGCAGGAACAGCAGCAGCAGCAACAACAGAAACAGAAAAUAAGGUGCGACAGCUCCGGACAUGCUUCAAUGACCGAGAGCACAGCAAGCGACUACGCGCUCUUGCCGUGUGGAAAUGCCAAAGAAAUCGAAGGCUCCCAUAGCGCGAUCCCCUUUGAUCCAGAACAACUACUACAUAAGUUGAAUCUUUCUACCGGGAACGUUUCAUUGACAAAUAACGGCACAGCUAGGAGUCAGCGAAGCGCCGUCUCGACGGAUUCGGAUGAACAAAUCACCUGCACAAGCCUUCCUUCUGCCAAAAAAUCUUCUCCGAGGGCAUGCCAUCAGUCCAGUGUAGAAACCGUCGCAACAAAUAUUACUUCAAACGCAACGAACGACUUCGUUUGGCUGGAUCCGGCACUAGCAGCUACCGCAGCUCAACGGCUUCCUCCGCUUCAACGUCCUCCCUGGAACACAACUGAUCUUCAUCGUGUUAUAGAGAACUCUGCGAAGCUUCGGGAGUUUUUGCCACGUAUUUCAGGCGAUUCUCUUCCAAAGCUCGCCUUUCUGUUACAAAGGCCACUAUCAAGAAUUGCACGCGAGGCGCAACGGUUUGCGCGGGCUGUUGGAGUUUGUGGGAAAAGUGAGGUGAUAUCCGCUCUUUGGGUUGUGUUACCACCGUGGUUGGCAUAUGGUUGUGUUAAAGCAUGCCACCGUUCGGCAGCGAUCUUUGGAGGGGCAUUAUGCUCCCGUCAGUCGAAAUCGUCUCGGGCUGGCUUGUCUCUCUCAGUCGGAUUGUUUCAUCGCUGGGCGCUAGAUAAUUCACUCGGACUUUCAAUACCAGAGAUGGCUGCUGUAUUUCUAACAGCUUCCCUGGAGAACAUUUUCGAGGAAACUAUUCUAGCAAGCCUCAGGUGCUACGACAAACUAACCGCGGCAUCGCUGGACUCAGCGUUGUCCCAAAGCGGAGACCUCUUUGGUCUGUUCCAGCCAUAUGUACAGUUAAGCUCAUCAAGAAGUGCUCUCGGCGUUCCUGUGUUACCCCGUUGGCCUGUUCAGGUACCGACGAGGGGUGAUGAACACUCGAUGCUGACAACGUGCGUGGCUGGCCUUGCUGAACUUGAGGAGUUAAUAACGAAGGCACUACAUUUGUUAAAUAUGGCAAUGCGACCUGCCUGGGGCAACCAUGUGGUGAGAUGGUCUUCGGCAGGCACGCGAGCGCUUUUCCACUUCACACGAUGUUCCCAGUUGGAGCACUCUCAAACAACGACGUCCUCGUCGACCUCGAUUUCAGCGGGGAAUAUGAGUGGCAUUUCUGGGACGUUAUCAGCUUUGCACCUAACGCUUGGCGGUAUCGACGGCGUAAAUCCGUUGCUGUCCGACCAUGCGCGUUCACAGCCACUGCCGCCCCUGAUUGACUGGAUUCGAGUUGCGGCUGCAUUCGCUGUACAUCGGCAUAAUUCCUUUACGGUGGACGAUAACGACGUCCUUCAAGCAGCAAGGCUACUUCUGCCUGGCGUUGAUUGUCCAAUCCGGGCUUUUGGAAUCCAGCAAGAGCCUAUCGAAUUUCUACCCGAAAAGAUUGCGAGUGCCGAAGCAGUGCGUCUCAUGAAUACUCGAACCGCUUUGCGGCUAUUGGGAAGUUCAACCCGGCUGGAUGUUAUCCAGGGCGUUCUUAAACAGCUACCAAACGGAGUCAAUACGCUUAACGAAGAGGGUCUGAGUGCGUUGAUGAUCGCUGCGAUCCGGGGCGACGAGGCUUCCAUUAAGUGUCUUCUUUCGUCGGGAGCAGAUCCCGAAAUGACAACACCGAGAUGCACUAGCGCUUAUCCUGGGGCAAGACACGAGUGCAAUCUCUGGACAGCUUUAAGCUACGCCGCCGCGCACGGUCACGUUGGGGCAACCAAAGCUCUUCUCGAGAGUGGCGCGAACGUCGAAGGAGGAGGUGAUUCCCAACCCACCGAUACACCUCUGCAGCUAGCCACAGCCGCCGCCCACCAUGAUCUUAUCACGCUUCUAUUGUCCUUCGGAGCUCAUCCGUAUUUAGCGACAUCGACUGCGGACACACAAAGCUAUGCACACGGCGGGUUAGCCCGGAGCGGGUCACCGUCGCCUGUAGCGCUGGCCGCAGCACAUGGUCAUCGGGCCGUAUUGCAUCGAUUAGUAUCUCAUCCUCUACAGGGCUCAUCAGCCCAGACGGCCGUGUCGCUUGAGGAAAUCCUUUCAGAGGGAAGCCAGUCGACUCUGCAGAGGAAAACUCGCCAGUAUAAGUUCUCUAAAAAUCAGUGGAGGUGCUUGCAAGAGGCGAUGUACCAUAGUGCAGAAAAUGGCUUUCUUGAGGUUACGCUCGACCUUCGCAAUAUGGGAGUUCCGUGGACUUUGCAUAGUUGGAGCAAAUCUUUAGCAGCGUGCCAUGACGUGGGUCGUGAAAGUACGAUUGAAGAGAUUCUUCGAGAAUUCCAGUCAGCGUGGGUGCACGAUGGAGCCACCCAGUUGGCUGAGGAUACUGUUCCACUCCUCUUUAGUCUUUUUCGUUAUAGCAAGAAUGAAGGAGCCACACUUCUAGUGGCCGAUAUUUUGUCCCAGGUGUCGGCACUCUGCGGUGGUGGCGCCCCCCCUACACCGCUAGCAGCACCUUCACCCCCUGCAAUGAGCCCUCGAAUCGACGCUCGUUUCGUUAAUUCAGCCGAAAUGUCUGACGUUCGGUUCGUUGUGGAGAAUCGUCCAUUUUACGCACACAGAAUCAUCCUCGUUAACGCUUCACCCCGGUUCGCCGAGAUGCUUCACGCUGCUUCGGGUGGGGGAAGUGACCAGCUUGUGGCCAUCAAUGAUAUACGUUACCCGAUCUUCCAGAUGGUAAUGGAAUAUUUAUACAAAGGAGGAUUUGAGGGUUUAACGUACGUUUCCCCGCAAGAUUGUCUCGAGUUGCUCACAGCAGCUCACUAUUUCCAGUUAGAGCCACUCGUUGCGUAUUGUGAACACAUCUGCUCAAAGACGGUAACCAUGGAGAAUAUCGCUUCCGUUCUGACACAUGCAAGAGCGUAUCACGCACAAUAUCUGCUCGACUUUUGCCUUCGUUUUAUGCUCCAUAAUUUUGUAGCAUUGCUAAGUUACGAUGGCGAUGUUCGAAAAAUCAUUUUUAGUAGUAGUGACGACGAAGUUCUCGAAGGACUCAAAAGGACGUUACAGAAUAUGGUACGGUACAAAACGACCAAUCUAACCCAUCUCCCGAUGUUUGUGCCCGGCAAAAGUCCCAUCGUUUAAGUCUCUCCGAACAAUACUACAUUCGAUUGAGUUCAACUCAGCUAGCUUAUGCUAUAUAUUUCUUACAAUAUCUGUAUAAUGCAAAGUUAUUGUCUGUGUAUGUACAUAUACAAUAAAGUUAUCUAAUUGUAAGCACAGU